This is a messenger RNA of Lycium ferocissimum, 1596 nucleotides long. Its product is annotated as G-type lectin S-receptor-like serine/threonine-protein kinase LECRK2. NCBI's taxonomy places the organism in Eukaryota, Viridiplantae, Streptophyta, Magnoliopsida, Solanales, Solanaceae. The transcript has a single exon. The coding region runs from base 626 to 1579 and encodes 317 amino acids. The record is from RefSeq and is a predicted model, not a curated record.
GGAGCAGAGAAAUGGUGGUUCACCCGGCGAUGUCGGGUUAUUUUGUGGGUCGGGUAUUGGAGGGGUGGGUUAAAUGGGAGGGUCUUUAAAAUUUAAAUGCCAUGUGACUAUUUCAGAUUUAAAAAAAAAAAAUAUAUAUUAACAGGUUGGGAAAAUCCAGCAAGGCAUUUAACGUCUUCGAGAGUAUAUAUAUGUGCCAAAAGUUGCACGGCAGGGGCACAAAUAAGCCAAACUUUAAACGGAGAGCAUAUCUAGACAUUUUCGCAAAGUUCAGGGGUAUAUUUGACCCUUUUCCCUUCUAUAUAUAAGAACACAAUAAGUACUUUCCCCCACCAAUAAGGGAUAAAGUUCCACAAAGUGCCUUUGCAAAAUGAAAUUUAUUUGAAUAUUUCAUUUCCUUCCAUUUUAUUUUCCCACCAUUUUCCAAUUCACACUAUACUCAUCUUUGAAGCCCAACACAACUUUUCCAGGUCAAGAAAAUAUGGUAGCCAAUGACCAAUUCAACAUUUGAUUUAGGAGACCGGGUCCAACAAGGUCAUUGACUUUGUAACAUUACACGAGGCUUGAAACAUUAUAUUUAUAACUUAUAGGUGUAAUAAUUCCAUUAACUUUGCCUCUUUCUUACAUGGAUUUUGUAGCCGUGUUUCUUGUUGGUCUCUUAUUGUUUCACCUUUCAGCCAUUGCUCAAUCUUACCAAAAUGUUAGUCUGGGUUCAUCACUCACUACAAGUGAUGUUACAACCUUUUGGCCAUCCCCUUCUGGCUUCCAAAGAAUUGGAAAUGGAUCAGGGUUCUUACUAGCCAUAUGGUUCAACAAUAUCACAGAGAAAACCAUAGUUUGGUCAGCCAAUAGGAAUAGUCUUGCCCCAGAUGGAUCCAAGGUUCAGCUCUCCACAAAUGGGAGACUAGUCCUCACUGAUCCAAAUGGUCGGGAGAUGUGGGCUCGUCCCACGGCUAUUGCUGAAUUGGCCUAUGGAGCCAUGCUUGACAAUGGAAACUUUGUGUUAGCAACCAGUAGUUCAGCCACUGCAUGGCAGAGUUUUAAUAAGCCAACCGAUACGAUUUUGCCUGGUCAAGUACUUAAUCUAGAUAGCAGUCUUGUUUCAAGCUUCUCUGACACGAAUUCAUCGAUUGGGAGGUUCAAGUUCAUACUUCAAACUGAUGGAAAUCUGGUGCUUUACAAGGUCAAUUACCCAGCAGUUGAUGUAACAGAUGCAUAUUGGGUAACCUCGUCAGUUGGUAGUGGUUACCAGGUGAUCUUCAAUCAAUCCGGCUAUAUUUUUCUUCAAGACAAGAAUGGAACUCUGUUAAAUUUGAUAUCUUCUAAUGUGGAAAACUUAACAAGCCAAUCAAUGUAUCAUCGAGCGAUUCUUGAAUAUGAUGGAGUUUUUAGGCACUAUGUCUAUCCGAAAUCUUCUAGUGGGAGGCGGAUGGAAUGGUCUACUUUGUAUAAUGUUCCCGAAAAAUAUCCGUACGCUAUCGCCCAAGAUAGAGGAGGAGGUGCCCUGUGGUUUCAUGACCUUUGCUCAAUGGGAACCGACCGGAGGCAAGAUGUGAUUGUCCACUCGGAUAUAUCUUGAAUGAUCCGAACAACAAA